AUGGCGGCGGGGCCGGAGCUGUGCCCGCACUGCCAGCGGCCCUUCAAGCGGCUCCGCGCGCACCUCCCGCACUGCAGGGCAGCACCGCCACCGACACCGGAACCGGGACCAGCUUCAGCCGCCCGCCCGCCCCCCGCACCGCCAUCGGCCAAGGGAAGGAGCCGCCAGCCCAGACCCGCCACCGGCAGCGCCUCCCGCGCCGUGCGGGACGUGGCCCGGAGCCUGGAUCUGCACCCCGAGGAGGUGCGGGACGUGCCCGGGAAGCUGCAGAAGGGGGUGAAGGUGGUGAUCCACAAGAACCGCGCCAGGGUGCUCCGGGAGAAGGAGCCGCGGGGCAGGGCAGGAGCAGCGGGGAGCAGCGGGGAAGGGACGGAGCCCGGCCCCGCUCCUCACCCGCAGCGCCGCAAAACCGCCCAAAAAUCCAAGAGCAAGGAGACUCCGAGCCAGGGAGCCGUGGGGAGCGGGAGCUCCAAGGGACAGAAAAGCGGUUUAAAGGCAACAAAGGCACCUGCAGAGCCCCCCGAGAGCAGAAAUGGCCUCGGUGACCUGGGCCAGCGGGGGGGAAGAGACAAAUCCACGGCGGGAGAGGAGCGGGGGCACCUGGAAGUUGGGGUGGGAUCUGAACCCCCCGUGUCUGCUUCGCAUCCCAGGAACCUCCUCCGUCUGUCACUGACAGAGGCUUUGGGAGGUCACGGCCAGGGAACAUCCAGAAAUGAGCUCAGCAGCCUGCAGAGGCCGCGGGACAGCGGGGAGCAGCUGCAGGGAGCCUCCCAGCCCAUCGUGAACCUGGGCACAGCCCCGGAGCUGGCUCUGCUCCACACCCCCAAAAUCCAGCCCCGCCGUUCAGCCCGGGCCUCUGGCUUGGAGUGGUUUCCAGAGCUGUAUCCUGAUUAUGAAGGGCUGAGGAUUUUGCCAGGGAAGCGUUUCCACGAGGAUGUGAGGAUCGCUGCUGAGGCACCCCAGGGUGCUUUCACACAGGGCCAGCAAGGUCCCCUCUGGGAGAGACCCCUGAUGGAGGUGAGGCUGGGGGAGCUACACACCUGGAUCAGCACCUGCAACUUGUCUCCCCAGGGGCUGCUGGGAGCAGUGCAGAGAGCCUGGAGAAGUUACUGUGCCAAAUACAUCCACGUGAGGCAGGGGGGACCUGCUGGAAUCUCCAUGCUCCUGGCUGGGUACUGCCUGCUCAGCUAUGGCUGGAACUAUCAGCACCUCAAGCAGCACCGCUGGCGAAAAUAUCACUGAAGGAGCUGGAG
Molecule: messenger RNA, 1253 nt
Organism: Pseudopodoces humilis (Tibetan ground-tit)
Lineage: Eukaryota; Metazoa; Chordata; Aves; Passeriformes; Paridae
Gene: MTNAP1
Product: mitochondrial nucleoid associated protein 1
Source: RefSeq, a predicted model, not a curated record